AUGCAAGAAGCACUUGCAGUCAUGGCCGCACAAACAGUUCUGUAUUCAACACCCCACCACUCUCUUCUCCCUCUUUCAUUCAAUCCCACCAUUUCCACCACCUCUUCGGCAUCACUCCCACUUACUUCCUCCUUCCACGGCCUCUCUCUCAAAGCCACCACCCGCCUAUACUUGUCCUCCUCGGCCUUCGCCGCACCGAGGCCUCUGGCCGUCGUUUCCUCCGCUACCAAGAAGGCAGUUGCCGUCCUCAAGGGCACCUCCAAUGUCAAGGGUGUUGUCACUCUUACCCAAGAAGCUGAAGGUCCAACUACUGUAAAUGUUCGUGUGACUGGACUUACACCGGGUAAACAUGGAUUUCAUCUACACGAGUUUGGCGAUACAACAAAUGGGUGUAUCUCAACAGGACCACAUUUUAAUCCAAAUGGUUUGACACAUGGAGCUCCUGAGGAUAAAGUUCGCCAUGCGGGUGACCUGGGAAACAUAGUUGCUGAUGCCAGCGGUGUGGCUGAAGCUACAAUAGUGGACAAUCAGAUAGCUUUGACUGGUCCUUAUUCUGUUGUUGGAAGAGCUUUUGUGGUUCAUGAACUUGAGGAUGACCUUGGAAAGGGUGGUCAUGAACUUAGUCUAAGCACCGGAAAUGCUGGUGGAAGAUUGGCAUGUGGUGUGGUUGGUUUGACUGUCCUGUAA
Fraxinus pennsylvanica is the source of this 687-nucleotide messenger RNA. Lineage: Eukaryota; Viridiplantae; Streptophyta; Magnoliopsida; Lamiales; Oleaceae. The record is from the annotation of a GenBank genome assembly.